This is a messenger RNA of Cylicocyclus nassatus, 1266 nucleotides long. NCBI's taxonomy places the organism in Eukaryota, Metazoa, Nematoda, Chromadorea, Rhabditida, Strongylidae. The record is from the annotation of a GenBank genome assembly.
AUGGACUCUAACGACGAGUUUGACAAGUUGAUCGCUAUCGCCUCGACCAAAACUGACAUUCCAACCAAGUUCCUUAUGGACUACAUUGAGCAAACAACUGAAGAAAUGAACAGCUACGUACUCGCGGCGAAGUCGGUUAAGGCCGACUGGAAACACCUCGAGAAGGAACUACCUGACGAAGGAGAGGGUCUAGGAGAACGUGUAAUCAUCCUGGGGCAUCUCCUGCGCGCCGUGACCGCAGCGAAAGACAGCUGGUUAAAGCUGUUCAAUCGCUUCAUCAUAUUGGUCAAGUGGCUGAACACUCGUGGCCUACAAGGAUUAUACGAAAAGGAAGCCGACUGGUAUGACGAUGAAUCACUUGAGGACUUCAAAGACACCAAGUGGAUGUUCGACAAGUAUAUUGACCGGAUACAAAAGGCAACCGAUCUGGCCGAAAGCCACUACAGGAACAAGAUAGGUGUAAACCAGAAGGCAGACAUCAACGCUCGCAACCUACGCCGGUUACAAGACAGGCUACAGGAAGCCGAAGAAGAGUUGUUCGGACUCAAACUAAAGAGGGCCAAACUAGACGAAAGCGUGGACAAGACAACUCCUGGCACUCAAGUAACAAACCCGGCGCCGAUGGAGGAAGACGUCCCAAAGCUAGUCGACGAGGGAGAAGAGGGCGAAUGGGAAGGCGAGGAAGAGCUCAUGGUAGUGGAUGAGAUAGGUGAUGACGAACUCCAGGAAGAGCCCGAACAAGUGGUGAACUCAGACGACCAACCUCAAGAGGAGCCAGAACAAGUGGUGCACAUGGACAACCAACCCCAGGAGGAGCCAGAACAAAUGGGACACAUGAACAACCAACCCCAGGAGGAGCCAGAACAAGCAGCCCGUCUAGACGACGAACCUCGAGUAGUACAUGAACAAGAGGACCAGCCUGACAAUGAUGAUCAGUAUAUGGCACGCCUGAUGGAAGAAGCUGCCGAACCAAUUCCCCAAGCGCACGAGCCACCUAGGAGGCAGGAAAAUCAACAAGUUGAACAAGUUGCUCGGGAACUGCAAAACAAGAGGGACGAGUUAAGAGAGACCCGUGAGGAGUUCGAACGCUGGCAGAGAACGAUACGCCUUUUGCCCCGCAGGAUCCUACAAGAUCUUGAACAGGCACCCCACGUACACGUCGAUGCGAUAGGAGAUGGUACACCGGCAGCCGCGGCAGCGCCGGCAACCCUAGCUACAGUUGUCAGCGAACUAGCCAAUAUAAGAAAACGACUAUCUCGAUAUUAG